UAGCAUCAAAGUAAAUAAAGUAAACCCAUAAAAAAAGUAAUUGAUGCAAUAACUCAUUGUUAGAAUUAACCUUACUGCCCAACAUAAUUAUACACUUGCAAAAUACGUUUAUAAAGGUCUUUACAUUUAUGCUAAUAUAUUUUUCAGUCCAUGUUUGUAAACUUUUUUAUAGUCUUUUUUUUUUUUUUUUUUUUUUUUUUUUUGCAAAAGUGCGAAUAAUUUAAGUCAAACCUUUUGAACUUGGCUGAAGCAAACCUUCGUGUUAUAGUUUACAUGCCGAAAAACAAUUAAGCAUUUUUGUUUCGAAUUAGCCAGGGUUCAGAAGAAAGCUAACAAAUUACCUCAACUCUUACCUUCGGAGAUAGACAAAAAGAUUGUGAUGAUGGGGGGUGCUUCUGAUACUGCGCCUGGUGAUGAAAGCUAGGUCCAACACUCACCCACUCACAUUCUCAACUGACCCUGCCCUAGAAUCAGUAUCGGAUUUUCUUUGCAAGUACACCAAUGACAAAAGGUACCCAGGUAUCUAACCAGAGGAGUAUCUAAUAAAAAAAAAUUUAAAAAAAAAAAAAAAGCCGCGCGCACGCUCUUCAGUCUUCGCGACCUACACCCGACCAGGACCUGUCACGUGACCAUUCUCCUCCCAGGCAAUGCAGCCAUGAGGUGUCACCUCCGUCGCGCUGUCAUUCUGGUCAUCUCCCUCACCACGAUGUUGUCGACCAUCUUGUUUCUCGGGCAGCUGGAAGAAGGCAGGCGACUCCGCUUCGUUCUGGAGGUCUCAGACAGGAUCGGAGCUCACCCAUGGACACAGCAGCGGUCCGAGCCUCCCACAGUCGCACGGAGGAUCACGGCCGAGGAAUUCCGGCGAAAUCCUUUGCUGAAGACAGGCAACCCACUGAUCGACGACUAUGGCAGGAACAGCUCGGCUCCAGGUGAAAUGGGUUCACCUGUUGUUUUGCCAGAGGAAAUGAAAGCAAAUGUCUCAGAAGCUUUGAGGAUGUUUCGGGUAAAUGUUCUGGCUAGUGACGUCAUUCCCCUGAACCGGAAGGUGCCAGACAGCAGAGUGCCUGGAUGCCGGGGAAAGCAGUUUGCUCGCGACCUCCCGACGGCGUCCGUCGUCAUCACUGUCCACGAUGAGUGGCCGUCCGUCCUGCAGCGAACGCUGUACAGCGUCAUCAACAGGUCGCCGCGCCACCUGCUGAUGGAGAUCAUUCUUGUGGACGACAACAGCACGCUGAAGGGUCUGCAGCAAGACCUGGACGAUCGCAUUGCCGCAGACUUCCCUGAUGGUCUCGUGCACGUCGUCAGGAUGAGGCAGCGCGCGGGGCUGGUGCGAGCACGCAUGGCUGGCGUUCGUGCGGCCAAGGGGGACGUCAUCGUCAUCCUCGACAGCCACUCUGAGGUCAACGUCGAGUGGCUGGAACCUCUCCUGACACAAAUCAAAGCGGACCAGACGAGUGUAGCGCUGAGCCUGCUGGACUACAUCCACGCCGAGACGUUUGCCUACCGCUCCCACAAGCUCUCCCAGGUGCGGUACGGCUUCGACUGGCGUCUGGUGUUUUAUGAAACCUUCUUCAGACCCUUCUCCAACGAUGCUUCUGUGAAACCGGGCGUGGUGACGGUGGGCACUGCCUUCGCAGUGGACAGGAAAUAUUUUCUGAAGCUGGGCGGAUAUGACGAAGGAAUGGACGUAUGGGGAGGAGAGAACCUGGAGCUGUCAUGGCGGGUGUGGAUGUGUGGGGGGUCAAUGGUGCACGUCCCCUGCUCCAAGGUGGGUCACAUUGCCCGCCCGCAGCCCUACUCCUUCCCCGCGGGCCGGCAGCACACGGAGAUGCACAAUUACAAGCGCGCCGUGGAGGUGUGGAUGAACGACAAUCACAAGAUCUUUGUCUACAGCUACUUUCCUCAGAUGAAGACGCUAGAUGCUGGAAACCUGACGGAACGAAAGGAACUGAAACAGAAGCUCGGCUGCAGCUCGGACUUCGACUGGUUCCUGGAGCGCGUGUGGCCGGAACUUACCGUCUUCGACAAAAACGCUUCUGUCUGGGGUGCAGUGGCCAAUAUUGCCCUGGGUCUGUGCCUGGACACUCACAAUAACGUGUAUUAUGCUGAAAAACCAUUUUUCGCAGAGCCAUGCCACGGACAGCUCAACUCUCAGGGCUUCUCGCUGACCAAGGACGGAGUCUUGAAGUCAGGUCUUCACUGUGUAGUCGUCAGGAACGACAACUCUGGCGCACGCGCACUGUUGGCGAAUUGCUUCUCUGCCCCUGUCGACAAGUGGGCGUAUCCCAAGGUGAAUGAACAUUUGUGUCACCAACGUAGUGGUCUCUGCUUAGAUUUGUGCGACAAGGUGCCUUGCAUCAAGAACUGUACCGCGGAUGUCAGCCAGAAGUGGACCUUCAUACAACCCACUUCCGGGCUGCAAAGAGUCGGUUGACUCACGGACGUGUAGCUCUGGAUUGCUGGCGGUUUGCCAGGAACAAAGCCUUUCGCGAGGUUGUAAGUUGUCUGGUCUCGGCGAGCCCUUUGUCAGGGAACAGCGCUGAAGUAAAAAUGCC
Messenger RNA from Pomacea canaliculata, 2555 nucleotides. RefSeq names its product polypeptide N-acetylgalactosaminyltransferase 1-like. Bases 656 to 2434 code for a protein of 592 amino acids. Lineage: Eukaryota; Metazoa; Mollusca; Gastropoda; Architaenioglossa; Ampullariidae. Gene Ontology annotation, cellular component: Golgi apparatus. The transcript is spliced from 11 exons. The record is from RefSeq and is a predicted model, not a curated record.